AUGUCUAAUACUUCAUUUUUGUCGUCUCUUUCUUUCUUCAACGAUGAAUAUCGCGGAGUCAAUAUCAGCGAACCCGAAAGUACAGAGGAAAGCGGGCUACGAAUAUCAAGCAAUAAAAUCCUGAGAAAACCUUUCAACCAUAAUGCGCCAAGGACAAGGCUGUCCUCUUGGACAAAUGACGAUGAUGGUGAAUCCCGUUUCCGAAAUAUACCUGCGGUUUGGGACCUAACGAAGAUCGCAGAAAGCCUCCUUCCUCACUCUCCGACCGCAUACCAAACUCCAACAGUACCACUCCUGCCGCCUAAAAAGACACACAGAUUUGUACGCAAGCGGCAACUUUUGACGCUGCUUUUCGAAGGCUCCGCACGUUUCUUCAUCACUGUUAGCUUGACUGCAGGCCUGCUAUGGACGCUAUUCUAUUAUGCGAAAAAGCCUGUGUUGCGCGAGUCGCAGAAGAAGAUGUUCAACACCCUCGUAACGUCUCUAAGUAUGAGUCUUGGUAUUGCUAUUGCAAGCAGCUUCAAGGAAGUGGCGAUCAAUAUUCGGUGGUGGGUUUUGAGUCGGAAAAAGAGACCUCUUUCAGAGGUUGACGCAAUCUUGGAGUGCGGAAGCCUCACAGGUCUCACGGUCCUUGCUGCGAAGUCGACCCGCGAUCGAAAGCUAAAGAUUGCUAUAAUUUGUGCGUUGUGGGUGUUGAUCAACAUCGCUGCACAAGUUGGAGUUGCUAUGAUUGGUUUGACGUACUCUUUAAACAAUGCUGUCGAUUAUAAUAGUAGCGUUAUUGGUGAUAUCCUAUUCACAGACGUGUCGCAAUCUUUUGCUUAUAGCAUCGACUACGAUACCACGGCUGCUAGUGAGCUUGCAGCACACACAUAUGGGGAAAUGGCCCUUGCCUGGGCGAUGGGAAAUUUAACAAUAGAUGCUAAAGUAACCCCCCCGACGCCACUCUCCGCUGCUGGUAGCAUUCCCUUCGCGUAUCUUGCAACUCCCGAUUACUUUCAAUAUUUCUUUAUGGAAUCCUCAGCCAACUCUGGUCCCAACUCCAAUCCCAUCAACUUCUACAGUAACCGCAGCAUCAAGACUACAGGCUCUUGUGUUACUUACCCUGUUCAUGACAAUGUCAACGGGUCCUCACAGUCCUUUACAGUCGAGAAAGACGGCAAAACAUAUGAUCCCGGCUUCGAAUCUAUAGGACCAAAUUCGACCACAUACUAUACACAACAGAAUAUGGAAUGCGGGCCAAGAUGUAAGGAACUCUGUGCUUACGAAAAUAAUGGCGUGGCAGCCUUCUAUUAUGAAUGCAAUGUCACGGUGAGCACCGUCUCGAAUGUAUCAUAUCCAUCGCAGAAUGUCUCGGACAAGAACGCUCUGAUGGCAGCGGGGGCUAUCGGCUUGCAAGGCUAUCAGCAGUAUUCUAAUUCCCAGCCCAUGUCUCAAUAUCAGCAGUUCCCCGCCGAAUCAACUUACGGGCACUUUGUAGGUGAUGGGGCGCAGAUGGCCUCGCUCAUGAGCCAAUUUGCGAUUGGUGUCUUUGUUACCGCGGACAAGAUCAUGCAGCCCAUUCGGGUCCCGGUAGAUGGCCUCUUGCCACUUCAAGGCGUCCGUCUUUCGGUCGAUAAACCAGUUGUCGUGUUUGCUAUCCUAAUCAGUAUUGUUGCUUGCCAUUUUGUGUUGUUUGUUCUAGGCUCGGUGCUGGCGAAUAGAGUUGUUGUUGUUAAUGAUAGUUAUUUGGCAAUUGCGCUUCUUCUGAGACCGGUUACGGAGAAGAUGGCGAAUCAAGACUUCCUGGUGGGGGGAGAAAGGAGCUUCCCUGAUAUGGAAAAGAUGGAUGUUGUGUACCGCAAGAGUAUGAGGGGAAAGGAGCGAGAUGGGAUUAUGGGGUUAGAGAUUAGUGAAAGCUAAUCGCGUGAGGAAUCCGAGGACUUGG
Hyaloscypha bicolor E is the source of this 1927-nucleotide messenger RNA. RefSeq lists its product as uncharacterized. The coding region runs from base 1 to 1902 and encodes 633 amino acids. The record is from RefSeq and is a predicted model, not a curated record. Lineage: Eukaryota; Fungi; Ascomycota; Leotiomycetes; Helotiales; Hyaloscyphaceae. The transcript has 4 exons.